This is a messenger RNA of Fusarium pseudograminearum CS3096, 687 nucleotides long. RefSeq lists its product as uncharacterized. The transcript is spliced from 2 exons. Lineage: Eukaryota; Fungi; Ascomycota; Sordariomycetes; Hypocreales; Nectriaceae. The coding region runs from base 1 to 687 and encodes 228 amino acids. The record is from RefSeq and is a predicted model, not a curated record. Gene Ontology annotation, molecular function: RNA polymerase I cis-regulatory region sequence-specific DNA binding. Gene Ontology annotation, biological process: nucleolar large rRNA transcription by RNA polymerase I. Gene Ontology annotation, cellular component: RNA polymerase I upstream activating factor complex.
AUGGAUAUCUCCAAGAACCGCACGCGUAUAAUACCCGUACAUGAAGCAGACCUGCCCUCAGAAAGAGGUAGCGCCGCCGCCGAAGAACAUCUCAACAAAGGAACGAAACGCAGACAUGCAACCGUCUACGACGCUGUAGCAGGUAAAGUUUCAUACAAUCAAGGCCCCGGCUCAGAGGCAGAGGAAGCUCAGUAUGCACCUCGCCAUCCAAAAUCUAUCAGAUACUCCACAAAGGACGUCCCUUUAGCCCCUGAUGAGGUCCUCUUCAGACGGAAAGACGCACCCGAGCGCUAUCUUGAGCACGACAUCUACUACUCUCAUGAGCGCGAUCUUCCCCGCGGUGGCCAGGGUGUUCUGCCGGAGAGUGAUCUUCUGAAAGCCAUUCAUGCAUAUGCCAGCUCAUACUACAGCGCGAGAAACCGCGAGCGUCAGGCCACAGAUGACAGGAACGUCACUGACCGAAGUAUGGAUGAAACGGCCCUUUUGGCGUUUGGCAUCCUGCUUGAGGAGGCUGGGAAAGAGGUCCUUGGGCGACGAGGUGACCUUGUCUUUACCGAGGGCGCAGACGACGCUCCUGGAGAUGGACCCGAGCCAACCCGUGACGCCACCCAAUUCGUUGGACACCACGACAUAUCUCUGCGAGGACGACCGAAACGGAGAAAGGUUGCCGAUAGUGAUAUGGAGUGA